UCAUAGAAGCACACCAAAAAACUCUAUUAAUUCCUCAUUUAUAUAUCCUUUAACGUACUUACCAUACACAACCCAAUAUGGAUGAGUUCUUUUCUUUAAUCCUUCAAGGGAUCAAGUUAGCUAAAGACCUUGAACCAAUCCUACAAAACUUAGCCACCCACCAUCACCGAGAUAUGCUUUCCAAGUUAGAUGAAAUCAUUAGGGUUUUCAUUUCUGCUAAGGAGAGGUUAAUUAAUACUCAUUAUCAUCAAGACCCUUCUCAAAUGUUGUUCCGAGAGCUGCAGCAGCAACCCCAGAUUGAUCCAAGGUUACAGGAAUAUUGGCUUAGUACUAAAAUGAUGGAGGCAUUUCAAUCACAACUAACAGCUGAGAGGAUCAGCAGCAGUUCAGGGUUGGAAAAUAAGCAGGCAACAAGUGGGAUGCAAAUGGGGUCAGGAGAUCUGGCCAUGGAAUUGGGUGGUAGAGAUGUUCAAGCAAUGGCUUCAUCAUCGACACAAAGACCGCGAAGAAGGAAGGAUGAUGCAGAGAAUGAGACGGUGAGGGUACCUGCACCUCGGAUGGGAAAUACUGAAAUCCCACCUGAGGAUGGCUACACUUGGAGGAAAUAUGGCCAGAAAGAAAUACUAGGGGCAAAGUUCCCAAGGAGCUACUAUAGGUGCACCCACCAAAAAUUGUACCAAUGUCCAGCCAAGAAGCAAGUUCAGAGACUAGAUGAUGAUCCCUACACGUUUGAAAUUACAUACCGGAGUGAUCACACAUGCCACAUGUCUGCUACAGCACCAUCUGUUCGACCACCACCACCACCAGAAAUUACCCAGGAGAUGACUCGAACUAUGGCUGCUCAGCCUCCAGUACCAUGGCUGGAAUUUAGUCUAGGUGGUGGAGGGGGUGGUGGCAGCAGUGGCAGUAGCAUGGCAGGUGCAGGUCCCUCCACUGUUCGAUAUGGCAAAGAAGUUGAAUAUCCUGUAGCAGAUAUGGCUGAUGUGAUGUUUAACUCUGGCAGCAGUAGUAGCAACAGCAUGGAAUUGAUUUUCACUUCCAUGGAAGAUAAGUGAGAAGCAGGAGGAGACAAGAAAAAUUGAUUCUUAAUUAGCCAAAUAGGAGUGGUUAAUCAGAGUAAUUAAGCUAGUGAAAUAUUUAUUGUCACUUCAUUUUGUGGAAAUUAGAUUAAUUGUUUAUCAAUUGCCUUAGGGCCAUAACAUGGACCUGAUUUUUGUAGCCUAUAUUUUCUUACUGAAUUAAUUUAUGCUUCAUAUUAACAUUUUA
Hevea brasiliensis (rubber tree) is the source of this 1266-nucleotide messenger RNA. RefSeq names its product WRKY transcription factor 55. Gene Ontology annotation, cellular component: nucleus. Gene Ontology annotation, molecular function: DNA-binding transcription factor activity; transcription cis-regulatory region binding. Bases 78 to 1055 code for a protein of 325 amino acids. Lineage: Eukaryota; Viridiplantae; Streptophyta; Magnoliopsida; Malpighiales; Euphorbiaceae. Gene Ontology annotation, biological process: regulation of DNA-templated transcription. The record is from RefSeq and is a predicted model, not a curated record. The transcript has 3 exons.